AUGCAGUUACAGCUCACCAAUCGCAUCGCGCGAGCAUCACGCGGAAUCCUCGCCCGCCCUCUACACCCCAGGCUCGCCAAGAGAUGCUUCGCAACAACCUCGGACGCUCCCGUCGUGGCGAAUACGACGAGGAGCCACAGAGUCGUCGUAGUCGGUGGCGGCUCGGCCGGCUCCAACGUGAGCCACCAGCUGCUUCGCUCCGGCAAGUACAACAAGCCAGGCGACAUUGCCGUCGUCGACCCGGCCGAGUGGCACCACUACCAGCCCGGCUGGACGCUCGUGGGCGGCGGCCUGGCGCGCAAGGACGACUUUCGGCUGCGGCUGGCCGACAUUCACGACGCCAAGCUCCGCCUGUACCGGAACCGCGUGGCCGCGUUUGCGCCGCGCGAUAACCGCAUCGUGCUGGAGAAUGGCGACGCGCUCGAGUACGGCCAGCUGGUCGUCUGUCCGGGCAUCAGCACAAACUACGGCCAGAUCAAGGGGUUGCCGGAAGCGCUGGCGGACCCGGGCGCCCGCGUGUCGUCGAUUUACAGCUACGAACACUGCGACAAGGUGUUUCCCGAGAUUGAGCGCCUCCGCGGCGGCAGAGCCAUCUUUACGCAGCCGCUGGGGAUUAUUAAGUGCGCGGGCGCUCCGCAAAAGGCCAUGUGGCUCGCGCUCGACUACUGGAAAAAGGCUGGCCUUUUGCAUUAUUCCUCAUCGUCGUCGUCGUCCCCCAUCCGCAUCUCCUUUGCCACGGGCCUGCCCGGCAUGUUUGGCGUGCCCAAGUACAGCGCCAAGCUGGCCGAGCUCGCGCAGGAGCGCGGCGUCGAGCCGCUCUUCCAGCACGACCUGGUCGAGGUCGACACAAGCAGCGGCGGCGGCGGCGGCGGCCAGGCCACGUUUGCCCUCCCCGACGGGUCGCGCACGACCAAAUCCUUUGACUUUUUGCACGCCUCCCCCAAGAUGGGCCCUCACGAGUUCGUCGCGCGCAGCCCGCUAGCCGACGCCGCGGGCCUCGUGUCGGUCGACUCCGCGACGCUGCGGCACACGACCUACGACAAUGUGUGGGCGCUCGGCGACGCGACCAGCCUGCCGACGUCCAAGACGGCGGCGGCGAUUACGGCGCAGGCGCCCGUGCUGGUCGCGAACCUGCUCGGCGCGGAAGAGGGCCGGGAGCCGCAGGCGACGUAUGACGGGUACACGUCGUGCCCGCUCAUUACCGAGUACGGCAAGGUGCUGCUGGCAGAGUUCAAGUACGGGCCGGAGCCGAAAGAGACGUUUGGCAGGCUGCUGGGCGUGGAUCAGGUCGAGCCACGCAGGGCGUUUUACCAUUUGAAAAAGGAUUUUUUUCCCUGGGUAUAUCGAAAAUUCAUGGUAAAGGGCACCUGGGCCGGGCCCAAGGGGUUUAUUCGAUAA
Beauveria bassiana ARSEF 2860 is the source of this 1398-nucleotide messenger RNA. RefSeq names its product pyridine nucleotide-disulfide oxidoreductase, putative. Gene Ontology annotation, molecular function: FAD binding; sulfide:quinone oxidoreductase activity. Lineage: Eukaryota; Fungi; Ascomycota; Sordariomycetes; Hypocreales; Cordycipitaceae. Gene Ontology annotation, cellular component: mitochondrion. The record is from RefSeq and is a predicted model, not a curated record. Bases 1 to 1398 code for a protein of 465 amino acids. The transcript has a single exon.